AUGGGCAACAUAGGCAACGAGAAUCGGGCUUACAAGUCUUGCAACAGUCCAACUACCGUCGGUGCGGGCUCUGGUGAAGCCGCCAACCGCAUACAUCAAGACCUACCAACUUCGAGCGGCAGCAGCGACUCACCUCCUAUGCUUCGAAGAGCAGCAGGGAAAAUACCGCACAUCGGUAUUGUAGGUGCCGGCGUAGCUGGGCUGCGCUGUGCCGACGUGCUGCUCAAGCAUGGCGCCAAAGUAACCAUGUUUGAGGGGCGGGACCGAGUCGGUGGGCGGUUCUGUCAAGGAAAGGUGGGCGAGCAUUUAGUUGAUCUUGGUCCUAACUGGAUCCAUGGCACAGACAACAAUCCCAUACUCGACCUUGCAAAGGAGACAGGUACGGUGACUAUGAAUUGGGAUGGCCGGCAGUCUGUAGUCGAUGCUCUGGGCCAGUAUCUAUCCGACAAAGAAGCAGCAGAGAACACGGAACUUGUGUGGUCCAUCAUCGAACAAGCUAUGAAACACUCAAACGCAGAAUCUGCGACGAUUGAUUCGGGAAAGAGCUUGUACAAUUUCUUCGAAGAAGCGGUGCAGAAGCUGUUCACAAAUGACAGCCAGGAAGAGGCGAAGAAGAAGAGAGAGACAAUCUUACACAUGUCAGAGAUGUGGGGUGCAUUUGUCGGCAGUCCGAUUCAGCAACAAAGUUUGAAGUUCUUCUGGAUGGAAGAAUGUAUCGAUGGAGAGAACCUGUUUGUUGCGGGGACGUACAAGAAAGUGCUUGAGAAAAUUGCAGCACCCGCAGUCGAAGCAGGGAUCAGGUUUGGACAUAGGGUUGAGAAGCUGAUAUCGAGUUCCGGAGCGGGUGGCGAAGAUGCCAAAGUGACUGUCGAGUUGGAGGGUGGGGAAAGCGAGACGUUUGAUGAAGUCGUUAUGACAGCACCGCUGGGUUGGCUGAAGACAAAUUUGGAUGCCUUUGAGCCGGCGUUGCCGCAGAGACUGCAGGAAGGUAUCGCAGCGAUUGGGUAUGGGCAUCUGGACAAGGUCUACAUCACCUUCCCGACCCCUUUCUGGAACACUACAAGCUCCAGUGCUGCCUCUCGAGAUACUUCCGCAAAACCACCAUCCGCCACCUCCCCCACACGUCCAAAUGUCCCUGCAACAACCGCGCCGGUCCACCAACUCGGCGCCUCCGACUCACCUGUCGACCCCUCGCACUACGCCGGCUUCACAUCCUUCAUCGCGCCCUCGUACGCAAAUCCCACCAACCCGAAGCACUGGAACCAAGAGGCCGUCAACCUCGCUGCCCUACCCGGCUCCACCGCGCACCCAACCCUCUUAUUCUACACCUACGGACCCACAAGUCAGCACGUCGCGGAUCUCGUGACUGCACACCCGGAUGCUGCAGAGCAAAAGAAGGCGUUGUCGGCAUUCUUCAAACCCUACUACUCCCGACUGCCAAGCUUCGACAGCGAAAACCCGGAUCACACGCCCAGCGCUGUCCUUGCAACAGCCUGGGCGAACGACGAGUUAGCCGGGUACGGAUCGUACGCGAAUUUCCAGGUGGGGCUGGAGAGAGGCGAUAAGGACGUCGAGGUCAUGAGGCAGGGUGUCCCGGAGAGGGGUGUUUGGCUCGCGGGGGAACACACGGCGCCGUUUGUGGCGCUGGGGACGGUUACGGGGGCUUGGUGGGCCGGAGAUGGGGUUGCGAAGCGGAUUGUGCAGGCUUGGGGGUUGGGGAGGGCGCAGGUGGCGGUUGGUGAGAAGGCUUGA
Molecule: messenger RNA, 1752 nt
Organism: Ascochyta rabiei
Lineage: Eukaryota; Fungi; Ascomycota; Dothideomycetes; Pleosporales; Didymellaceae
Exons: 3
Coding region: 1-1752 (583 amino acids)
Molecular function (GO): oxidoreductase activity
Source: RefSeq, a predicted model, not a curated record